This is a messenger RNA of Rasamsonia emersonii CBS 393.64, 1383 nucleotides long. Its product is annotated as Phosphatidylinositol N-acetylglucosaminyltransferase. The record is from RefSeq and is a predicted model, not a curated record. The transcript is spliced from 4 exons. Gene Ontology annotation, biological process: GPI anchor biosynthetic process. The coding region runs from base 1 to 1383 and encodes 460 amino acids. Gene Ontology annotation, cellular component: glycosylphosphatidylinositol-N-acetylglucosaminyltransferase (GPI-GnT) complex. Lineage: Eukaryota; Fungi; Ascomycota; Eurotiomycetes; Eurotiales; Trichocomaceae. Gene Ontology annotation, molecular function: phosphatidylinositol N-acetylglucosaminyltransferase activity.
AUGCCGUACAACAUUGCCAUGGUCAGUGACUUCUUCUUCCCCCAGCCAGGUGGGGUUGAGAGUCAUAUCUACCAGCUGUCGACUAAACUCAUCGAUCGCGGCCACAAGGUUAUCAUCAUCACCCAUGCGUACAAGGGCCGCACCGGGGUCCGCUACCUCACCAACGGACUCAAGGUCUACCAUGUCCCGUUCUUCGUCAUCUACCGGGAAUCGACCAUGCCCACCGUCUUCUCCUUCUUCCCCAUCUUCCGCAACAUUGUCAUCCGCGAGCAGAUCCAGAUCGUGCAUGGCCACGCCAGUCUGAGCAGUUUCUGCCAUGAGGCGAUUCUGCAUGCGCGCACCAUGGGGCUGCGCACCGUGUUUACGGACCAUUCGCUGUUCGGCUUUGCCGAUGCAGGUUCCAUCUUGACGAACAAGCUGCUCAAGUUUACCCUCAGUGAUGUGGACCAUGUCAUCUGUGUCAGUCAUACUUGCAAGGAGAAUACGGUGCUGCGAGCGUCUCUCGAUCCGCUAAUGGUGUCCGUCAUCCCCAACGCCGUGGUGGCUGAAAACUUCCGGCCCCUGUCGUACCCGUCGGACGGCAGCUCAGAGCGACCGGCGCCGCGAGUCAUCGGCCCCAACGACACCAUCACCAUUGUGGUGAUCUCGCGGCUGUUCUACAACAAAGGAACUGACCUGCUCAUUGCAGCCAUCCCCCGAAUAUUAGCGGCUCAUCCAAAUGUGCGGUUCAUCAUCGCGGGCUCCGGUCCCAAGGCAAUUGACCUGGAGCAGAUGCUGGAACGGAACGUGCUGCAGGACAAGGUCGAGAUGCUGGGCCCCGUGCGGCACGAGGAGGUGCGCGAUGUGAUGGUUCGGGGUCACAUUUAUCUGCACCCGAGUCUGACGGAAGCGUUUGGCACGGUGCUCGUUGAGGCCGCCAGCUGCGGGCUGUACGUGGUCUGCACGCGUGUGGGCGGCAUUCCCGAGGUGCUGCCCCAGCACAUGACGACCUUUGCGAAGCCCGAGGAGGACGAUCUCGUGCAGGCGACGGGGAAAGCAAUUGCGGCGCUGCGGUCCAACAAGGUGCGCACGGAGCGGUUCCACGACCAAGUGAAGAUGAUGUACUCGUGGACGGACGUGGCGCGGCGGACAGAGCGAGUGUAUCAUGGGAUUUCCGGCGCCAUCAGCGAGCAGGAGUUCUACGGGCAUUAUCCAGGGGCCGGAUGGGACGCGGGCCGGGGACGGACGCGCAGUUUUGCGCUGAUCGACCGGCUGAAACGAUACUACGGAUGCGGCAUCUGGGCGGGGAAGCUGUUCUGCUUGUGUGUGGUGAUCGACUACUUGUUUACAGGAUAUUUCCAUGAUACCCCACCUAUCCCCCGAUGGAUUCGUUUCAUGCAAUAG